Pseudozyma flocculosa PF-1 is the source of this 483-nucleotide messenger RNA. RefSeq lists its product as uncharacterized. The record is from RefSeq and is a predicted model, not a curated record. Lineage: Eukaryota; Fungi; Basidiomycota; Ustilaginomycetes; Ustilaginales; Ustilaginaceae. Gene Ontology annotation, molecular function: structural constituent of ribosome. Gene Ontology annotation, cellular component: cytosolic large ribosomal subunit; ribosome. Gene Ontology annotation, biological process: translation. The coding region runs from base 1 to 483 and encodes 160 amino acids. The transcript has 3 exons.
AUGCCUCACUCGUUCGGUUACAGGGCCCGCACCCGCCACCUCUUCGCGAGGAAGUUCCGCCAGCAUGGUCCGGUCCACCUCUCGACCUACCUGCGCCCCUACCACGCCGGUGACAUUGUCGACAUCGUCGCCAACGCCGCCGAGCAGAAGGGCAUGCCGCACAAGUACUACCACGGCCGCACCGGUGUCGUCUACAACGUCGCCCCCCGCGCCGUCGGUGUCAUCAUCUACAAGGUCGUCGGCAACCGCUACAUUGAGAAGCGCGUCAACGUCCGCGUCGAGCACGUCCGCCACUCUGGCUGCCGUGACGACUUCCUCAAGCGUGUCGCCAAGAACGCUGAGCUGAAGAAGGAGGCCAAGGCCAAGGGUGAGCGUGUCCAGAUCAAGCGUCUCCCCGCUGCUCCCCGCGAGGCACGAACGGUCUCGACCAAGAAGAACCUGCCCGAGACCCUGGCUCCCCAGCCCUACGACACCUACAUCUAA